Molecule: messenger RNA, 1830 nt
Organism: Plasmodium knowlesi strain H
Lineage: Eukaryota; Apicomplexa; Aconoidasida; Haemosporida; Plasmodiidae
Product: conserved Plasmodium membrane protein, unknown function
Exons: 1
Coding region: 1-1830 (609 amino acids)
Source: RefSeq, a predicted model, not a curated record
AUGAACAGCAAUUCGAUCUUCGAAAAUCUGAGCGACUUCUCAAAUUCGUACGUGGAUAAAAUUCACAGGAGCAAAGAGGAGGACGAUGAUGCCAAUAUAGCCUUCCUGUGCAAUACGAAGGAAGCAGUUCUACAUAAUAGAAGGGUGAACAUUGAUAGUUUACUCAUAAACAGUGAGUACAACUUCGUAACGCAGUUAAACAUAGUUAAUAAGCACCUUACUGUGGAACCCUACACAUCAAACGUUUCUCAUCGUGUGAAGGGAACUAAACGGAGUGACAAAAAGUUUGGUGGUACAGAUGCGGACCCAAGCCAGCAAAGGGUGCAGCCGAAAAUGGCCUCCAAAGUGUUGCCCCCAUUGGGGCAACCGGCAAGGAAAAAGGCCGAGCAAAAUGGUAGACAAAGAGAUAAACAAAAGAUCGGGCAAAUAGUGCGAAACAACUCACCCCAAACGGUAGAUCGAGGGACAAGACAAAACACACACACCCGAACGGUAAGACAAAAGAGUAGACACGGCGAGGAACCCGGGGAGAUGCAUACCAACGAACGAUCCCAAGACGUGAGCGAAGAAAAGCAUCUAAUAAGCUCCACCACCUCCUCGGACUGGUAUGACAAAAACAUGUACAGAAAUUAUUAUCUAUUGAACAAAAGUUGCGCGUACUUAAAGUCUAAAUGUGUUAGGGAUACAGUUUUAGAUCCAUAUGGAAUGCAGGGGGAGGAACGGAUCAAUGGAAAUCACCAAGUUAAUCUUCGUAAUCAAAAUGAUGAAAAUGAUGAAAAAGAUUGUCACGCAUGUACCCACAGUUAUCCCUAUGAUAACGCAGAAGUGGAUAAAAAAAGGGCGUUCCAUUUUAAAAUUGAUAAGGAAAAGGCUUCUGAUUUGGGAACAUAUAAUGGUAAUAUGAGCUCGGACAUAUUACUAUAUAGUAGCGAAUAUGAUGAUGGUAAGUACCCGAAUAAAAUAGAGACAUAUGAUUUUUUAAAAGAAUGUGAUUAUGAAAAUGGUACCAAUUCUGUGGAUCGAACAAAAUACGACGAUGAUGGAUCAUCUCUCGAGAUGCUACACAUUCCUGAGAAAGAAAAAUACACCAACAUUUCGAACAUAAAAAAUUUCUCCGUGCGCACACAUUCAUACAGACAAAGUGGAGAAACGUAUGCACAGCAAAAGAAAACAUCAUCAAGUAACAUGUCUCAAUUGAUGAAAAUAAAAUUUUUAAUAAAUAAAAAAAAAAAUUCAUCCAACAGAAAAAAUAAAAGUUUCCCAUUUUCUGAUUAUAAAAAUAACAACACAUUAGUAAAAUUUCUCAUGGCUGAAAUAAAAAUAGAAACAAAGCUAUACAAAUUAAUUUUAUUUCUAUUCCUUUUGAUAUUAUUAUCACUCUUUAAGGAUAUGUCUAAAUACAUAGUUAUUACAAGAAAGUGCUACAACAUAUAUGAGAGUCCAAUAAAAUCGAUUAAAAGAAUAUUAAAAUGCGUAAUUUGGGCUUUAAAAAUUGGAUAUAAAUUUACUUCUCCAUUUAUUCUCUAUAUGUUAUCAUUUUUUGGUGUAAUAAUUUUCCGCAUUUUUUUACUUCUCAACAUUCCUAUUUUCCUUUUGUUACUUUAUUGCAAAUUCUUUCUGAAAAAUGAAGAGUCCCUCGUUAAGCUGUACCUCCUUUUUGUUGUCAACAUGUACAAGUAUAUUGUUACCCAUUUUGUUCAUAUUUUAAAGAAUUAUUCCAAUGACAUUUGCUUCCGUGAUUUUUUGUCUGUCAUUUGUUUAUCUUUUCAUUUCAUUUUUGUUUCCCUUUAUCGAAUUGUGCACAGAAUUUACACUCAUAAAGUUCGCUAA